AAGUGCGUUCUCGUAGCAGCCCCAGUGGCCUAAUGGAUAAGGCAUUGGCCUCCUAAGCCAGGGAUUGUGGGUUCGAGUCCCAUCUGGGGUGGUCCUUUUUUUUUCUCCUUUCCCUCUGGCUGUAGCAUUGCUCUGUUUUCUGAUGCCUGGUCGCAGCGGGGCGCCUCGACGCUGAACAGGUGGUGGGUGGGAGCUAUUCUCAUAACAACCUGAAUGCGGCUUUCGCAACCCUGCUGUAAUGUAAGCCCCUGGACAAGGUGGGUGCCCACCAUCUGCGGCUGAGCCGCUUUCAUUAGCAGCGCUCACACCACGCGCUUCGACAUCCAACCUGGUGACGCAGCGGGUUGGCGCGGCUGCUACGGUUCCGGAGCCCCUCAACCCCGUGAGCGCGCGUCGCUCCGCCCAACGGCCGACGGGGGCUCUCGACCUUCGGCAUCUGACCUCUACUGAUGGGCGGAAAACUGCGCGAGCCGCCCUCUCUCUGAUUGGUCGAUGCUGCGCGUCGCCGGCGCCUGAUUGGCGAAGGGAGAGGAGCGGGAAGAUGGCGGCGCUGGGCUCUCCGCUGCGGACGUUGCGCGGGCUGCUCCGCGAGUUACGGCAUGUCAGCGGGCGCGCCUAUCGCGACACGGCCGCCUACCGACACGUCCUCGCCGCCUUCCGCGCGCACCGGGUGACCAGUGAGAAGCUGUGCCGGGCCCAGCAGGAGCUGCACUUCCAGGCCGCCACCUACCUGUGCUUGCUGCGCAGCGUGCGGCAGCACCAGGCUCUGCAUCGCGAGUACCACGGCCGCGGGGAGCGAUCCCCCGAGGAGGUGGCGGGGCUGGUGGGCUUCAGGCUGCCCCGGCAGCCGGGGGGGAAGGGCUGAGGCCGCCCCGUGCCGCCCGCUGCUCGGCGCCGAAUAAACGCCCUCGGCUCUGAAGCUGUCUUGUAGCUUGUGUGUUCUGUCUGCUUCGGGUUGGGGGGAUCAGAGCCGCAGCCCGGACUCGCCACCAACUGUUUAAGGAGGUAUAAACUUGUUUGUUUUAUUCCCCUGAACUUGUAGGUAAGAGGACUUCAGAGUUUCCCAAUACAUGAGGAAUUCUGUACUUCUCUGAGAGGAAAGACCCUAUCUUUGCAGUGUUGGAGGGUGAGCACUGCUGCAGCAAAAACAUUCAGUUUGAAGACUUUGACCCACAGCUGUGGUUGUAAGUUAGAAUGCAGCUGAAUGAAUUGCUUGUCAGUGUCCUGGACUUGGGUGACUGAGACUGCAGGUCUUCUGUGUUUCAUUAAAUGGAGACCUGAUAGCUGCUGGUUGUA
Molecule: messenger RNA, 1296 nt
Organism: Centrocercus urophasianus (Greater sage-grouse)
Lineage: Eukaryota; Metazoa; Chordata; Aves; Galliformes; Phasianidae
Gene: FMC1
Product: formation of mitochondrial complex V assembly factor 1 homolog
Exons: 2
Coding region: 542-865 (107 amino acids)
Cellular component (GO): mitochondrion
Source: RefSeq, a predicted model, not a curated record